This is a messenger RNA of Boeremia exigua, 6400 nucleotides long. Its product is annotated as HEAT repeat protein-like protein. NCBI's taxonomy places the organism in Eukaryota, Fungi, Ascomycota, Dothideomycetes, Pleosporales, Didymellaceae. The record is from RefSeq and is a predicted model, not a curated record. The transcript has 5 exons. Gene Ontology annotation, biological process: intracellular protein localization; endocytosis; retrograde transport, endosome to Golgi. Bases 145 to 6258 code for a protein of 2037 amino acids. Gene Ontology annotation, cellular component: membrane; endocytic vesicle; Golgi apparatus.
CGCCAAGGAGCACUCCCGAGCUCCGCAACAUGGCCGCAGCUCCACCUCUCCACAACUGACAGAAGCUCACCCCGCCAUGCGCGCGAGCUGUCUUCCUCUACACCCCAACGACGCAUAGCCAGGCCGCGAGCCUACGAGAGUACAAUGGCGGCGUCCGACGAACAGCCUGCCAGGGAGGACCCCUCGAACCCUGAGCUCGACGUCAAGAAGCUCCACGCGCUGCCCACCGAACAGCAAGACCUCUACCUCCUGACCUUCACGUCUGAUCUCGCGCGCCAUGUCGACGCUCUCGACGCCGACGGCGCUUCGGCGCAUCAGAUCUACAUCAAGAAAGAGUUGUUCCAAGUCAUCAAUCUGGCCUCCCCCGCGCCCACGCGAGUAAUCCGAAACAACCUGGGACGCGCCUUCGCUGGCAUCUUCGGCAAGGGAGACCGCAAGCUGCUCUUCGAAUCGAUCAACGAGUGCAACAGUAUACUCAAUGGCGCCGGCAAGAGCGAGAGGGAUGUCAGAGCAAAGCACGCAGCGGCGCAUUGCUUGGGCUGCAUAUUCGAGGCUGCGGGAGACAGCGCCCAGAAUCUGGCGCCUGUGGCUGUCAUGUCUCUGCUGCGCCUUAUCAAGUUUGCGCAGAACUACACCGGCCUCCGAGCCACUAUCUUCAAGACAGUCGGCAGGAUCUUCAAGGGCACUACUCCUUCGGCGGAGGAGAGCGUUGCGCGAGAUGCGUGGAAGCAGGCUCGGAACGCUGCUACUGGAGACAAGUCGCUUCUUGUACAGUCGAGUGCAUGUCUUUGCCUCGAGCAGCUCGUCAGGUACACCUCUCUUUUCGACAACGCGACGGAUUUCGACAAGCUUCAGACGGCGGUGUGGAAGACCAUCGACAGCAGCUCAGCUACACUUCGACAUGCCGCAGCGUCGGCCGUCGCUGCUGCGCUGGUCAAGAACUACUCCGAGACAGCCACUACAGAGGACCCGAUCAUGGGCAUAACACGAGUGGGCACCGGCACUACGAAGAAAAAGAACAAACGCAUGUCUACUAUUGACGGCGGUGACGACGAUAUCAUGGACCGUCCCGAUUCACCCGCGCCGAAGAAGUCGGCCGCGAGAAUCACAUUCACAAUUCAAGCUAUUCUCAAGCUUCUGUCGGCACACUACUGCCGGGGUUCCACGAGUCAUCGCGCGAGGGCCGGUAUCGCUGUGUGUUACAUGAAGGUGAUGCGUGGCCUUGGCGAGCAGAUUGUUGAGUCGAAGUACAACGAUAUUGCACGCAGUCUGUUCACCGACAUUCUCAGCAACCACGUCAUCACGCAGAAUCGAUACCGCACGCUCAGCGCUCGCAAGUAUGUGGCGGUGAUUCUCGAGACGGUCGUUGCCCGCGAGAUGCUCGGCGAGUCUGGGCAACUCAACGCGGCGAGAUUUCUCGUCAACGAUAUCUUGAAGGACUAUCCACAGAGCAUAAAGGAGCGACCAGAGCCGUCGAAGCAGACACUCAUCGGAGCACUCAGCACCCUGUCAGCACUCUUCGACAGCCUAGGGUCUGCUUCAAACGUCAUCGCCGACUCUUCUCGCGAUGCGCUCAUUCAGGUCCUGCAGCAUCCAAGCUACAGCGUCCAGGUGCAUGCGUCGUCUUGUCUGCGGUCUUUUGUGCUUGCAUGCCCGCUCCAGCUCCUUCCGUCGGUCACGAUAUGCAUGAACAGCGUCAAUCGCGAGCUCGGCCUGCUUGGCACUGGUCGACAGUCGCCGAGGAAGUGCGUCGGUCUUGCAAAUGGUCUCUCCGCGGUGCUGAGCACGUCGACAUCCCAGCCUCUGCACGGUUCUGUGGACGUGAACUCACGCGUUUUGUCGCAGGCUACGACACUGCUCAAGUCAGCAGGUAACUCGGACGUAAGAAUCUCCGCGACUCAGGUGCAGGUUGCGUGGAUCCUGAUCGGAGGGCUGAUGACUCUUGGGCCGAACUUCGUCAAGAUCCAUUUGUCUCAACUGCUUUUGCUAUGGAAGAAUGCGCUGCCAAAGCCGCUCAACAAGGACAACAUGGUGCAGAGGAAUGUGUUCGAGCUCAGCUAUCUAUCACACGUUCGAGAGUGCGCUCUGGGCUCGAUCUCGACGUUCCUGGAGUUCAACAGCAGGCUCUUGACACUGGAUGUCACGAAACGCCUAGCUUCUAUGCUCCAGAACACGACCAUGUUCCUGAACACAUUGCCGGCGAAGAAGACUACAGACGACGUCGCACAGCGGUUGUCUCCUGCGCUUCAGCUGCAUGACUUUGAUCUGAUGGUCAGGAGACGAGUGCUGCAGUGCUACACCAAGCUCGUAGAUCUCACACCGGCAAGCAGCAAUGAGGUCUUGCUGCAGACGAACCUGCUCUCUUUUGCGGUUGGUAACUUCGCCGACCCCGAUAACUACACUACCAGUUCUUUCAGUACAGCCAUCGCAAGUGCUGCAGGCUCGUUCGAGAGCAUCUGGGAGGUGACUGACAAUCACGGCUUUGGUGUCACCGGUCUGGUGCGCGGCUUUGACAUCAAACCUCUGUCCGGAGAGCACGAUAGCAGUACCAGCCAUCACUGGCUAGUGAGACACGGUCCGGAGGCCAUCGUUGAUCGAACGCUCCUCUCGCCAAUUUGCGGCGCAAUCGAGCACGAUUCGAUCACUCUGUACAACAACCAAUCGCACGUCAGCUCUGGACUCCCAGAUCCACCAGCCACCGAGGUCGUGAACUCGGCGCUGCAGUUGUUCGCAAUCUGUCUGCCUCUGCAGACGCCAAAGAUUCAGGAGAGUAUCCUGGAGCAGAUAACGUCGUUCUUGUCAGCUGGUAGUCUUCAACGUGAUAUCCACAGGAAGACUGCCAUGAUGGUCAACAUCGCGUACGGACUUCUGUCUGCACUCAAGGUGGCUGUAAAAGAAACGCGCUCUAGUUCUGGUAGUCUGAAGGGACCGGCAGUGGAGAAGGUUAUGCAGGAACUUCUGCAUGUCUUUGUUAUUCUGCCUGACCCUUUCGUGCGUAGGCUGGCCGGAGAGGCACUGGGUCGACUUUGCAGCAGCUCAGGCAAUGCUCUGACUGGCAACGAGGUCAACUACCUUGUCGAUCAGAUUGUUGCAAACCGCGAGCCGUUUGCUCGUUCCGGUUAUGCAUAUGCGCUGGGCUGCAUUCUGUCUCAACUUGGUGGCAUGGCUGCCAGUUACCAUCUGAAGAACAUCCUCGGCAUAUUGAUGUCCCUGGGCAAUGAUCCCCAUCCCGUCGUGCACUUCACGGCCAUCGACAGUCUGUCACGCGUGGCAGACUCCGCUGGCCUGUCGUUCUCAAGUCACGUCACGGGCACACUUGGCAUGCUCGCACAGCUGUACGCUGCGGACUCACAUAACGAGGAGUCUGCAUCGCUGGCGUCCUCUAAUAUUGAGAUCGACCUGCCAACCCCAGCCACUAUCGCACGAUGCAUAGACAGCACAAUUAACGUGCUUGGCCCUGACCUGCAAGAGAUGGCCAAAGCAAGGGACAUGAUCAUGACGCUGAUCGGGAUGUUCCAGAAAGAGCCCGACGAAUUGCUGCGAAUCGAGGCCCUUCGCUGUCAAGAACACGUAUCGCUAUACGCCCCAGGCCACAUGCGUUUCGUAGACUACGUGAAGCACCUGCAAACAUCACUCGACAGCCCGUCCACGCAGAUCCGGGACAUGGCCAUUGACGGUCUGCACAACCUCAUGAGGCGCAAUACUGAGGAGAUCAUCCGCACAGGUGAUCCUGGAUUGGAGGAUGCACUCUGGCACGUCCUCGACCGGCAGCCAGAUCACGAGGUCGUUCGCAACAUACUGCGCAACUGGCUUCACCAGACCGGUCUCACUGACACCGCGGCGUGGGUACAGCGUUGCCACUCAGUACUUACGAAGACAAAGAAGGUCGAGACACAAGAAGUGAUUGAGGUCAAACCAAAGGCUGGCGCAGCAGACCUGCAAGAUGAAGAGGUUGCUGGUUUCGCUGCAGCUGCGAACGCACCAGGCGCUGAGGUCGGUCAGGGUGGGCAAACUAGUCAAGAGCUACUCAAGUGGCAGGUGCGCACCAUCGGCAUGGAUCUCUUGAGCGAGUUGGUGGCUAUGGUGAGCAAGGAGGCUGCCUUCCGAGAAGAGUCACCGUGCGUCCUCGCUCUGCAGCACCGAGUUGCUGACGUUGUGCGCAUUGCCUUCUCAGCGUCUACUGCUGGCGUUGUGCAACUUCGUAUCCGUGGUUUGAAGAUCAUCGACCAGGUUUUGAAGCUGUUCGGCAAGACGCCAGAUCCUGACUUUGCGGAAGUCACGCUCCUUGAACAGUACCAAGCGCAGAUUGGAUCGGCACUGACCCCAGCCUUCGCAGCAGACUCGUCCCCCGAGCUCGCAGCGGAGGCUAUCAAUGUUUGUGCGACGUUCAUCGCGACAGGGAUUGUCACGGAUGUUGACCGGAUGGGCCGUAUCCUCAAGCUUCUCAUCACAGCGCUUGAGAACUUUUCGAGUGAAACUGAGACUGCAGCCAUUGGCGACCUGAGAGGUCUUAGCUCGAACGCGGCAGUCAUGGUGAAGAUGUCUGUGUUCUCGGCGUGGGCAGAGCUUCAGAUCGCCAGCGCCGAACAAACGUAUCUGACGGACGUACUGAGACCGCACAUUGCUAGACUCACGCCUCUUUGGCUGGCGUCACUGCGAGAGUACGCUCGACUACGAUUCGAACCUGACAUUUCCUCAUCAAUGGGAUCAGUCUCACUGUCAGGCAGUCUCGACACCAUAUACGCUGCACUCAAUCGCGAGACUCUCCUCAAGUUUUAUCAGGAGGCUUGGCUCAAUCUUGUAGAUGCCAUCGCCAGCUUGAUCGACGAAGACAGCGGAUUUGUCUUCGACGCACUAGAUGGCAAGACAGAGUUUUCGGAGACAGAAACGCCUGCAAAAGCAGACCACAUUAACUACCGGGACGAGCCCGUAGCUUUCUUCUUUGUGCUGUUCGGUCUUGCAUUUGAGGCACUGGCCGGACGCCCCGGUGAUCUGCAGGCGUCGAAGGAGCAGAUUCUGGAGAUCCUCCAGGCCUUGAAGAAGAUCUUGCGGCCAUCGGUAUCUGGGCAAGCCAUCUAUCAGGAAGUCAUCUUCUCCGAGACGAUGGACAUGCUGGAUCGUCUCGUGCUCACUGAAGGUCUGACUGUACAGACAGUGAUCGUGGAGAUCGCCAGGAACCUGUGUCUUGGGCAUCCAUCCGCCCGGAGUGACAGAGGCGUCCCGGUCGAUGACCAUCUCUCGGAGGAUAUUGACCAGUUGUUCGAGCUGACAAAGAUCAUGGUCCUCGUGCUGUCUGGCUUAGUCCCUGGUCUGGAAGAUGGCAGUUCGAAGGCCCGCCAUGAACUGAACGAGGAAGCCGUGGCUCUUCUGACAACCGCGUUGUCUGCACUGGUUGAUGCCGCUCAGGUGUUCCCUGCUAUCAUCAAGGCUGACCUGCAUGCAUGCAUACUGCACAUCUUUGCAACGAUCUUUGCUACCGGAGCCUGCCAGGCAACGGUCGUACCGAAGUCACUGCCGAUCUUCAAGCGCUUCAUUACCAGCCUCACUCGUGACGCCGAAGCUACCGACGACACUAGCAAGCAACUGCGUGCAACACUGACACGCUUCCUGACCAUCAUGAGGCAUGCCCAGCAGCGAGAGUUUGACGCUGCGUUGGCCUGCGAAAAGAACAUCAUCUUCGCAACCACAAUCCUCGUCAGCUCUGCGGCGUCAGCCUUUGCACCGAAUGACCCGCUCAUCAAACUGUUCAUCGACAAUCUCUUUGACUGUCUCGGCACCGUCACCACCUCCAAGGUCGCCGUCGGCUGCUGCCGUUCCCUGCUUCUGCUCCCCAAGAAGAGCGCCGUGGAGACCAGCAUCGCCGCCCUCAUCCUCCCGCAAAUCCUCUCCUUCCUCGCCAACCCCUCCGACGUAGAAGGCCUCCACGAGUCGCGCACCCUCCUCGCCCAGACCCUGAUCACCUUCAUCUCAACCCUCCCCAAGCCCGAGCAGCGCCAGCUCGCCGCGAAAAUCAUCAUCCCCGCGCUCCUCGUGCGCGUCCAGCACGACGAAUCCACAAGCCAGGAAACAGCAGCCCGGCUCAUGGAGCUCGCACAAACUGACCAGCAGGCGUUCAGGGCCGUGGUCGCCGGCUUGAGUCCAGAGCACAGGGACUUCUUGCAGGGCGUGCUGCAGAGCGGACAAGGGCCGGUCAAGGAAGCGCGGAAGGAGGACGAUGGCGAGCCGACGAUUGCACUGAAGAUGAAUUUUGGGUCGUAGUAGUGGGGUGCGGGAUAGAUAGCGUGUUGUUUGAAUAUACCCUGUUCUAUGCGUUUGCAUCACGUGGUUCUGUGUUUGCUUAGGUAUAAAGUGUGCACUGUCGCUUGGGAGAUGUCAGUUGCUGUAUUCUACUUCUUCUCGC